ACCGCAAGGAAGAAGACGAGGAAGAACAGAAAACCAGGAACGUCAAAUCCAGUCCACAGUUUACAGCGUACUCGGCGUUUCUCAAGUUUCACUUCGGCGCGUGCUCUGCCCAGUCUGCUUUGUGUUGUCAGGCAGAAAGAAAGACACACCAGUCAGGGUGGCGUGUGUCCUGAUAAGGCAGGCACCCCAUCGGCGACCAGAAUAAAACAAUAGCGGGUCAUUUUGCUGUCUGCCCUGAAGUAGUUUGGUAUCAAGUUUUGCUACAAUGUCGGUGGGAGUGGAGUCUGGAUUCUCGAGCGAAGAGGUCUUAAACAGCCGCUUCCCUCUCCAUCGGGCAUGCAGGGAUGGAGAUGUCGGUGCCUUGUGCUCCCUCCUUCAGUGCGCCUCAAACCCGGCUGACCUCACCGUGGAGGACACCUUCUACGGCUGGACGCCCAUACACUGGGGCGCUCAUUUCGGAAAGUUGGAGUGUGUGAUGCGCCUGGUUCAGGUGGGCUGUGGGGUGAAUGCAGUGACCUCCAGGUUUGCACAGACGCCCACUCACAUCGCUGCAUUUGGGGGUCACCCUGAGUGCUUGUUAUGGCUACUCCAAGCUGGUGCAGAUAUUAACAGACAGGACUAUGUGGGUGAGACGCCCAUCCACAAGGCUGCUCGUGCGGGCAGCCUGGAGUGUAUCAACGCUCUCUUGAUUCAGGGAGCGAAAGCUGAUAUGAGGAAUGCCAGUGGGCUGACUGCUGCUGACCUGGCCCACGCGCAGGGAUUCCAGGAGUGCGCUGAGAUUCUCUCCAAUGCCCAGAACUUCCAACAAAACAUGGCUCAGUCCCAUAACGGGGCUUUUCUGAAUGGCAUGAGCCAGAAUGGGGGCCACGCUCACCCCAGUAUCCAGGGGCGCAGCUUCUCGAACGGCGUGCCCAACAGAAAGAGGUCGUUUGAUGGCAUGGAAGCGAACCCAGUGAAGAAGGCUAGACCUAACGGUCUGAGCAUGCCACCAGAGUUGCUGAAUGGGAAUGGGCCACUGGGUGGUGCUGGAGAGGCCCAGAUGGAAAGCAUGAGCAUGGAGUUGGCAGCGACUGUAACCUCAGUGGCAGGUGAGAGAAACUGUGAGGAUUUUUCCUCAAAUGGUCACAGUCAACCACAGCUUCCAUUUGGGUGUGACCCAGUAGCAGAAACUCUCCAUGGCCAACUCCUCUACAGUGACUCCCCUGAGAACAACAGCACAACAGUGGAACACCAGAAGUCUGUGAAAGCAGCACAGUUGUAUGACCAUGCCCUCUUCAGUACCAUGCUUCUUUAUCAUGGGUCCUAAAGUACAAAAGAUCUAGCCGACAGGCCGUCCUUUUUUGCCUAAAUGUCAUAUAAGCCUAAACAAGCAUUUAUUUGCCUUAAAGUCAGUGAUUGGUCCAGUUAUUCAUUGACAUUAUUAUUCAUUUUCUGAAAGGGCCGGCCCAUUGUUAUGGAUGAAGUUAAAUUUGUAACUGAUAAAGUGGAUUACGAAGUGUUUGCUUGUGUUGUUAAAAAAGUGUUUUUGUUUGGCUUAUUUAAGUUUGAUUAAGCUUUGUUAUGCAGUAAUGUAAGCACCUGUAUUGAACCACUGCCAAUACUUGCACAUAAAUGCAUUUAUUUUCUGUUUCAAAUAGAAGUGGGGUGAUCCCUCACUCUUGAUGUUAAUAAAAACAAUACAAGUACAUCCCAUUUUACUCAUUAAUAAUAAUAAAAAAAAUAGUAAAAGUUU
Micropterus dolomieu (smallmouth bass) is the source of this 1732-nucleotide messenger RNA. It is a transcript of the gene ankrd10b, whose product is annotated as ankyrin repeat domain 10b. Gene Ontology annotation, molecular function: protein binding. The record is from RefSeq and is a predicted model, not a curated record. Lineage: Eukaryota; Metazoa; Chordata; Actinopteri; Centrarchiformes; Centrarchidae. The coding region runs from base 266 to 1306 and encodes 346 amino acids. The transcript is spliced from 6 exons.